UUAUUUAACGAUAAAUCCAUUUUCUAGAAAUGUUCAAAAACGAGCUUAUAUAAAGCAAAAUCAUAUCCUUCAAUACAACAUCCUAAUGCAUACCCCAACACAAACCAUGGCUUCCACGUUACUCUUCCUUCUCCUAACCGCCACAACAGCCAUUGCAUCUCCAAACAUCAUCCACUUGCUCAGGCCACAUUCCGGCUCCGGCGGCCACAAGCAUUCCAAUCUCAACUGCUUGAGCUGGCGGCUGGCCGUCGAGACAAACAACCUCCAGAAAUGGACCCAAGUCCCCCAAGCAUGCGAAGACUAUAUCGGUCAUUACAUGCUCGGAAAACAAUACCGCCGGGAUUGUGACCUUGUCGCCGCCGAAGCCUAUGAAUAUGCGAAAGCCCUCAACCUCACCGGAGACGGAAAGGACGUUUGGGUGUUCGACAUUGAUGAAACUACGCUCUCUAAUCUCCCAUAUUACGCUCGCGACACCGUUGCCUUCGGGGCAAUACCGUUUAACUCGACGGCAUUCAACGCUUGGGUGGUGGAAGCAACGGCGCCGGCGAUACCUGGGUCUCUUAAACUGUACAAAAAGUUGUUAAAAUUAGGGUUGAAGAUCGUGUUUCUCACCGGAAGCGAGGAGAUUUACAUGGAAGCCCGUGUGAAAAAUUUGAAGGCAGUUGGUUAUACUACGUGGGAAAAGCUAAUCAUGAAGGGGGUUGGGGAAGGAAGCGGAGUUGUGUACAAAUCGAAGAAAAGGAAAGAGUUGGAGGAGGGUGGAUAUAGGAUUCGUGGGAAUAUGGGAGAUCAAUGGAGUGAUUUACUUGGAAGCAACGCCGGUGAUCGGACGUUUAAAGUUCCCGAUCCUAUGUACUACAUCGGAUAGCUGGCUUUUUUGCUUGAGAUUUGAACCGAGGUUUCAAGACUCGUUCAAGCAAACUCUAUUUGAUUUAAUAAAGGCUUAAUAAAUUGUUUGUUAUGUAUGUUGUCUAGUUUAAUCAAUAAAGUGUCUUUUUAAUC
Molecule: messenger RNA, 1002 nt
Organism: Lactuca sativa (garden lettuce)
Lineage: Eukaryota; Viridiplantae; Streptophyta; Magnoliopsida; Asterales; Asteraceae
Product: acid phosphatase 1
Molecular function (GO): acid phosphatase activity
Source: RefSeq, a predicted model, not a curated record